Liolophura sinensis is the source of this 2634-nucleotide messenger RNA. RefSeq names its product beta-1,3-galactosyl-O-glycosyl-glycoprotein beta-1,6-N-acetylglucosaminyltransferase-like. The record is from RefSeq and is a predicted model, not a curated record. Gene Ontology annotation, molecular function: acetylglucosaminyltransferase activity. Gene Ontology annotation, cellular component: membrane. The transcript is spliced from 2 exons. Lineage: Eukaryota; Metazoa; Mollusca; Polyplacophora; Chitonida; Chitonidae. The coding region runs from base 216 to 1622 and encodes 468 amino acids.
CUCUUGACAAACCGUACACACUUGACAAAUUUGUUCGGAAUUUCUUUGUGGCAAAGAUCCUGGUGUCCAUGUGGUGACAAGUUCAGCUUAACUUCCACAAUAUCAUCCGCGGAUAUCAAGGUGACAUCGUCCGUGCUAAUCAUCCGGUGACAACAUUCAGCGUAACUUGGAAGCGAUAUCCUCCGCGGUGUCCCCCGGAGUCGUCCCACAGGAAUAUGUUGUUACGAUGGUUAAGGCGGAUCCUUUGGGGUCUUCUGAUGAUUACUCUGUGUGUUUUUGGUCUCCUCAGUUCAUAUACUUUAAGCAAGCAACGUCUAUUUGGACUUGCUCAGAGACAGCUUCAAGGACCACCCGCUGUGCAUGUAGCCGGCCGAAAGUUGUUCACGCAGGCAAUUCCAAACGUUUUAAGUACGCCCAAAACGUACCAUAGUAAUGAGACGGAAAGCAUAAAUUCCGUCUUAGAACCUCAACGUACGAACACAAUCAACUGUCUGAAGCUUUUUAAAGGCGACAAAAACGAGACAGCAAAAUCUAAGUGGCUGAUUAAGUCCAAACCUUUUAAGCCUGUACCUUAUCAAGCAUUCAUCAAUACAACAAAACGUUGUGAUCUUUUUCGUGUUGCUAGGAACUACACCGAGCACGUGUCCGACGAGGAGGAAAGCUUUCCAUUGGCCUUCAGCAUUGUUAUCCACAAAAGUGUUGAACAAUUUGAGAGACUACUUCGUGCCUUAUACAGACCAAACAAUUAUUACUGCGUUCAUGUGGACAGAAAGGCUUCCAACGCCUUCCAUAUGGCCAUUAAAAGUUUAGCAGACUGUUUUGAUAACGUGUUCGUUGCGGCAAAACUAGAAGUAGUCGUUUAUGCGGGAUUCACGCGUUUACAGGCGGACAUUAAUUGCAUGCAAGAAUUGCGACAGAAUUUCUCUGACUGGAAGUAUGUACUGAAUCUGGCGGGUUCGGAAAUGCCUCUGAAAACAAAUUUUGAAAUGGUGCAGAUUUUAAAACUCUACAACGGUACUAAUCUUGUGGGGAAAAAUAUGAGAGCCUUAAACCCAUGGAGGUGGAAAAACAGAUACGAAACAGUUGUGACGGAGGGACGGGGACAUAUCGUAAAAAGAGACAAUUCCAAUACCCCUCCGCCGUACCACCUCAAUAUCACCAAAGGAAGUGCUUACGCUGUAUUAAGUAGGGCACUGAUUGACUACAUUUUCACAGAUCCAGUUCCACUAGCGUUUUUAGAAUGGAGUAAGUCUACAUACAGUCCCGACGAACAGUUCUGGGCAACACUAAACAACGUAGAACAUAAUCCAGGUCUGGCCACCCCUGGCGGAAACCCGUGUCCUGGUACUAGUUACAUGCAGAGAGCCGUUCUGUGGUACUCUCCUGACUGCCAUGGUAAGAAUGUGCGCUCUGUAUGCGUGUUUGGAGCGGGUGAUCUCCCCUGGAUUAUUCAGCGUCCGGAGUUUGUGGUCAACAAGUUUGAUCUGAGUGUAGACUACAUAGCUUAUCAAUGCGUGGAAGAACUGCUCCGAGUUCGAGCCACACACAGUGCCCCCUGGGACAUCGAACAUCAUAAACAAUACGUCGAUUCUCACAGUGGUAAGAGCUGCCCACUAUCGUGACAGGCAUGAUUACACUGUAGGUGACUGGAACAAGCAGGGUGAACAAACGGCCGUGUACAAACGGUUUGAUAUGUUACAAAAAUUGCAAUGUGUUCUUACCCGAAAUAAUGUCCUAUUUGAAUACUAGACAAUUUUAGUCACUUUGACUGAGACUGAGGCUAAUGCAUUGUAUUACUGUGUUAUCAGACAUUACAUUUGUUACAUGCUGUCUUAAUUUUAUUUACUCGAGUAAAACUUUUCAUUUUAAUCUGUGGGCAACUAUUAAAUGGUUAAAUAAGCAAAACUGAUGAUGAAUAAGAUCUGGUGUACAAACGGCCAUGUACAAACGGGUUGAUAUGUUACAAAAAUUGCAAUGUGUUCAUACCCGAAAUAAUGUCCUAUUUGAAUACUUAGUCACUCUGACUGAGUACAUUGUAUUUUAUGUACUCGAGUAAAACUUUUCAUCCUAAUCUGUGGGCAACUAUUAAAUGGUUAAAUAAACAAAACUGAUGAUGAAUAAGGUCUGGUGUACAAACGGCCGUGUACAAGAGGGUUAUGUUACAAAAAUUGCAAUGUGUUCAUACGCGAAGUAAUGUGCUAUUUGAAUACUGGACAAUAUUAGUCACUUUGACUGAGGCUAAUACAUUGUAUUACUGUGUUAUCAGACAUUACAUUUGUUACAUGCUGUCUUAAUUUUAUUUAAUCGAGUAAAACUUUUCAUUUUAAUGUGUGGGCAACUAUUAAGUGGUUAAAUAAACAAAACUGAUGAUGAAUAAGGUCUGGUGUACAAACGGCUGUGUACAAGAGGGUUGAUAUGUUACAAAAAUUGCAAAGUGUUCAUACCAGAAAUAAUGUGCUAUUUAAAUACUGGACAAUUUUAGUCACUUUGACUGAGACUGAGGCUAAUACAUUGUAUUACUGUGUUAUCAGACAUUACAUUUGUUACAUCUUGUCUGAAAUUUAUUUACUCGAGUAAAACUUUUCAUUUUAAUCUGUGGGCAACAAGUAAAUGGUUAAAUAAGCAGAAGCGAUG